This is a messenger RNA of Trichoderma asperellum CBS 433.97, 614 nucleotides long. RefSeq lists its product as uncharacterized. Lineage: Eukaryota; Fungi; Ascomycota; Sordariomycetes; Hypocreales; Hypocreaceae. The record is from RefSeq and is a predicted model, not a curated record.
UCCAUUGGGAAUUUUAAUUUUUAACGACGAAAAGUUACCUUUUGCUUAUGGCGAUGCAUUGCGUUUUAAUGCUGGAAUUUUAUGGAGUCCAUGAACGGAAUCAUACCUUUGGGCUUCCCUGAAGCUUCAGUCGGUAUUGCUUAUUUUCUUAACGUUGUUUGGCUGUUCAUAGACUGCAAUCUCUUGUCUCUCUGUCUGUUAAAGAUAAUGUUUUGUCAGAUAAUCAGCAUUCUGGCAAACAGAAUCCGGGAGACCCUCCAGAAGAUUUCUGGAACGCCUCAGACAUUGCACAUCUUGCUUGUAUACCAGGCUGCAAGAAAUCUCAUCCUUGCAUUUGACGAUCUCUAUCAAUGGAGGACUCACAUCGAGCACCGGGCACCCUACUACCGAAUACUUGCUCAUGCUUUUUCCUGGUUCUUCUUCUUUUCUUUUCUUUUUCCUUGUCAGAAAUGAAUACCCCAGCAUGCACCCUUUCACGUUUAUACCCUUGGGGCAUGCCUUUCACUUCUUUCGUCUUUCCUUGUUCAUACUUUCACUACAGGAGGUGAUGAUCAUCCCUCUGCUCAUUGUAAUGGGCCAUAGAGCGCGGCAAAGCGGGCGGCGCUUAUGUUUUU